AAGGAUGUGAAUUUUCGACAUUUUUCAACUUUGUCAUCAGAAGGAAAACAAGCAGCUGGACCCGGCUCGGCUCGCCGGGUUUGCGCACAGGUGGCGAGACAGCGGCUGGACACCGACACGGCACGCGGCAGCCGUUUGGAAACAAACCGCCUCGCUUUAAUGAGUCGAUUUUAAGAUCUGCGCUCCUCGCCAGUCCAGAUAGCUGCUGACCAUCCGUCCAGUGAGCUACAGACAGACAGACAAUCAUGAUGGAGUCUAUUUUAGACAGUUUGGCAGCAGAGAAACUCUAUCCAUCCGGGGGGACCAACCUGUUGGACCUGGAGGAACUCAGCGACGGAGAUUUCCUCACUAAUGUGCCUUUCUCAGGUGACCAGAUGGACGACUUCAGCAGUGAAUUAUUCAGCAGUUUCUUUGAUGACCAUCUAUUAGAGCGGCCCCUGCUGGCAGACAGACCUUCGCUGUUGCACAUGGACAUAGACAGCAGCCCAGAUAUCCAAGCAGAGCACAGCUACUCUUUGAGUGAAGACUCCGCCCCCCAGAGCCCAGCCCUGUCAGUCAAAAUGGACCAAGAGUCUGAAUUUGAAUGGAACUUCAGUCAGGACCUUUCAGCCAUCUUGGUGAAACAAGAGGAGCCUGACGUGGGUCAGCGGUUAGAUCCUCAACCUCUGGAAGGCCCACCUCUCAUAUUAAGCCCCGCCCCCCCACACAGGGGCUCGCCAUGGAGACAUACGGAGCGCAGUCAAGACGAAGUGAAGCCAGUCGCCAUAAAAGAUGAACCCAGAGAGAUUGGACAGUAUCUCAGCCUGCCCAGCGAUGACGCUCUCCAGCUCCCACCCACCCCUCCCAGCAGUAACCACGGCGACAGUGACGGCUCCCUCCCUCCCUCCUCCCCACACCUCCCUCUGCCACCAGCUUCCCCUCAACCACAACAGAGGCCAGGAGGUCGUGCCUCCUCCUCUUCUUCCUCCUCCUCCUCCUCAGCCAUCUCUUCUUCACCCCUCCUCACUGCACCACAUAAGCUGCAGGGUUCAGGACCCCUCAUGCUGACAGAAGAAGAGAAGAGGACCCUGGUGGCAGAGGGGUACCCAGUACCAAACAAACUUCCUCUCACUAAGAGUGAAGAGAAGGCACUGAAGAGAGUCCGACGGAAGAUCAAAAAUAAGAUAUCAGCUCAGGAGAGUCGGAGGAAGAAGAAGGAGUAUGUUGAAUGUCUGGAGAAAAAGGUGGAGAGCUACACGUCAGAAAACAGUGACCUGUGGAGAAAAGUAGAAAACCUGGAGACCGCCAACAGGUCUCUCCUACAGCAGCUCCAGAAGCUUCAGUCACUGAUUUCAGGGAAAGUUGUUCCCCGUUCUUGUAAAAUGGCCUCAACUCAAACAGGAACAUGCCUCAUGAUGAUGGCCGUGUGUUUUGUCCUGGUGUUGGGCUCCUUCUCACCCUGCCUCUCUCCCCUCUCCUUCCUCACCGACACCUCCUCCUCCUCUCAUCCCUCCUCUCCUUCUCCUCCAUCAGCGGACCUCUACACCACCAGUCAGGUCCGUUCCCGCAGCCUGCUCUUCUACAAUGAAGGGGCUCCGCUGGAGGAGAGCUUAGAGGCAUCAGAAGGAGAGAGGCUACAGUCAGAGAGCCAUUCCCACAUCCAGACGAGCCGAUACACAGCUGACGCACACAGCAACCGGACAACUGGGCCCAAGCUAGAGCGGAGAGAAACAAAACCAGACGGAGUCUCAGAGUUCUUCUGACACAACCUGACCCCUGAUUUCUCACCUCUGACCCCUAAAAAGGCCGAACCAUCCGGAUUCCGCUUCAUCAACAUCCACCUGGACCAAAAUCUGCAUUAUUCAACCACUUCAUCAUUGUCGUCUUCAGUGAGCUUUCAACCAUCAGACACCGCAGUCCUCCCAUCCUCCACAGCCGGCUCACUGCCUGCAUGUGGUGCUUCACUUCUCAGUUUAAACGGAUUCUGCUACACCUGAAUAUACUUGACUUUCAAAAGACCAUCUUAUUGGAAUUUCCAUUUUUGUGUAUUAGAAUAUUGUGUCAUUUUAAACGCACAGCAUGUAAUUUCUGCCACAAGGGGUCCCUCCAUCAAAACAGUGAAAACAAAAGACGUAGUUUGACAGUGUUGUGAAGUAACGUGGGAUUGUGAGAGUUUUCUUCAUUGUCAAACAGCCAACAUGGCCAAUGAAAAUCUAUCUAACGUAACUCAGGCAGAAAUGAUGUUCAUGGACGUGGUAAUGUACUGAGGUUAUUGCACGUUAAGUAAGUUACGUUUGUAAUAACUUCCUUAUUCACUCUUGGACGUAUCAUCUGGUGUUUCCCCGGUACAGGGCACAUGACACCACUGACAGGUGACCAAAUGAAACGCACUGUUACGUUUGAUUAAAUUCCACAUUUCUCUGGGUUUGUUGCAAACAUUUGGGGUAAUGCCAGUACAAGUUGUUUUGACAUUUUAAUGCGGAAAUGAUACAUAUUAUGCCUUUAAAUUCCCACCUAAUCCAUAUACGUUUACUUUAAAAUUCAUAUUUUAGAGAUACAUUAAACACAUAUGGUCUUAAAGAACCUCUAGUCCAUAUACAAUAAGUGACUUUUCACCACAAACAGGUCAGAUUAUUGCCAAGAAGACAAGCAGACAUAAGAUACUCGAGUCAUCCUCAUUUUCUCUCCUAAACAAAUGCAGCGUAGUGUCGCCACUCACAAGCAAGCAAACAGCCUUAUGGGAAAUGUGGUCUCAUUGUUGGGAGAAACACACACUACACCUUGCACCUUUAACGACUCAUGAUCAUAAACACAUGCAGAAACUUUCGAGACCUCCACUGUGGGACUGUGUGUUGUUAGCACGGUGCUUGUAUCUUACUAUCAAAGCCUCUCACACUUUCCCAGAGGCCAAGGUAGCAUCUUUAAAUGUCUAAAACAGAAAGAUGUUCAGUCAUUAAUGGGUCAUCAAAAUAGCUGCUGAUUCAUUUUCAGUGGAAUGAAUCAGUGAAAUUUGGAAUUUGGAAUCAUUGUUUCAUAACAGUGCGUCAUGAACGCGACAUGUUGCUUCUAGCUUGUUGAAAAUGUCUGAAAUUACACAUCCUUUUUGAAAGGAAGCUGUGCCAUUUUAAAAGUGCCUUCCACUUAAGUCAAAUAUGACCAACUUGGCCUUUACAAAUAAAGCCCACACAACUCUAAACCUUGAGAUGUAGCUCUAACUGAUUACUCACUGUUUGAUAUUGGCCUCAACCUUUUGGAGCCCUUGGUUAGAUUUAGCUCGUUUUAUAAUCACUCUGGUUCUUUUUAUUUUAACUAAUCAUAACCUGGAUGACUGUUCAGGGUUUAUCCGUCUCUCUGCAGCUGUAUUUUAGGGGGCAUAACAGUAAAAGCUCAGCACAUUCACUUUCACUGUGAACCAGCCUUGGUUUGAACUGCUUACCAAACAGUCGUGUAAUGUGUCCACAGUUAAGAGUUACAACAAAGCAUGUAAUCUUUUAUUUUUUCACUUUUUAAAUCUGUCUCCGAAGUUUCGUUUUUGACUUCAACAGACCAAAAUUCUGCAUUAUUUUGGAGGGAACCAUAUUUUCAUACCAAGGGACCAUUAAAGGGGUCCUGACAGAGGUUGGGAAAACAUGACAUAAAAGUAUUUUUAUUGAAUUAAAAGUUGUAUAUGUAAUAUAUUUGCAGCAUCAAAAAAAAGAGCAUAUUUAUGCGACAAAAAAAAUAAUGGACUUGUUUUUAAGAUUACUUUAUCUUAAUGUCUUGUUUUUCUAAAUAAUGUUUACAAAAAAAAUCAAAAAUACAACUUAUAAUAUAUUCUGAGCAUCAAAAAAGAGCAUAUUUAAUUUAUGCAAAAAAAAAGGGAAUUGUAUGUUGUGUUUUGGCAUUUAGGAUGAUGUGAAGUUUUACAUGCCGAUUCAUCGAGUGUAAAACUUUUGACAUGAUCUGUUCGUGUCUUUUAACUGUAAAACAGUGUUUAUGUUUCACUGCUGUCGCACAGAAACCACGUCUUUUUGUUCCCUCGUGAUUUAAAAAUGCCAUUCGCUUUUUCAAUGGAACCUAAAAAAACUCGAAUUUUUAGCCUCAAGCUGAAGUUUCUUGACCCAAAAAGCCAAACAAAUGUAUCACAAAUCAACUGCAGGAUCUCAAAAAUGCAAACAGACAUUGAAAAAUACUUAAUGUACAUAUUUUUCUGCCAUACAUUCAUCUUACAACUUCAAAUCAAGCAGCAGCGGAAACAUCUUCCCAUCGAUAGUAAAUGUGCUCAUGCGACAGCAGUGUAUGUUGUAUUUAUUCCUAUUUGUAGAAAGUGUGUAUAUAUUGAUGAAGCCAAUCAGGGGACUAAUACAUUCCAGGAAGUAAAACACCACUAGCUUUGUUAUCUCUACAAUCUGAAGGAACACCAGGGCAUGAACAAAAACUCUAUUCCUUCACCACUAUUCCAACGAUGUAAGAAAGAAAAACACUCCCCAAAGCAUCCGUUUUAAACGUCAUGGUAUUCCUUCAAAUUAGAAGCUCUGAAAAGAGACAUUUCACUGUCCCAGUCCAAAUCCUUGAGGAAAUGAUGAGAGUUCUGGCUUAUAAAACACUCGAAAACAUUUUGAUCCCCAAAACAUCACAAUGAAGACCGAUUUUCUUACUCGUCUGUGUGCUUUCCAUUUUGUGUCCCUCACGCCAAACACAAAAACAUCAUGUGACAGCAGCCUGUAGCACACACAUCCUGUCAUUCUCAGCCUUAUCAGUCUUAUUGCGCCAGUGUACAUAAAUAAUGACAACGAUGUAAUGUGCAGUUGUUGUAAAUAAGGGCCUUGUUUUUGUAUUGUGACAUAGUCCAAGAUUUUCACCUGUGGAAUCAUGUGGGUAAAGGAGAAAAAAACAGUGGAUGUUUCUGGAAGGAAGAAAUACAGUGGGUGGGGAAUAAAAAAAAUUAGAGGGAGGGGUGACUUCUUCCACUUGUAAAGAAACCUUGAUAACACAGCAGCUGUGCACAGUUUGAAUAGCUGUAAAACAAAAGGGGGUGCUUGUUUAUUCUAACCUGUUUGUCAGUAUUUGGAGAAUGUUUGUUUGAGAAAGAAUAAUCAAGCACUUUCCAGGGAGUUAUCUGAAAUGUGUUUGGGUAAAAUGUUGUCUUGGUUUGUUGUAUAGCGUCUUGCAUGUUCCUCCAUAUAUAAGUAUGUUAUCUUAGUGUAGUCCGUAGAGUAGAAACCAGCAAAAUAUUAAAAAACUGCAU
Chelmon rostratus (copperband butterflyfish) is the source of this 5206-nucleotide messenger RNA. It is a transcript of the gene creb3l1, whose product is annotated as cAMP responsive element binding protein 3-like 1. The transcript is spliced from 13 exons. Gene Ontology annotation, biological process: regulation of transcription by RNA polymerase II. NCBI's taxonomy places the organism in Eukaryota, Metazoa, Chordata, Actinopteri, Chaetodontiformes, Chaetodontidae. Gene Ontology annotation, molecular function: cAMP response element binding; DNA-binding transcription factor activity, RNA polymerase II-specific. The record is from RefSeq and is a predicted model, not a curated record. The coding region runs from base 246 to 1742 and encodes 498 amino acids.